AUGUUCUAUCAUCAGUUGUUGAAGUCGUCUGUGCUGGAGGACUACUUGACGUUAUUGUAUACUGGGGCCGCUCAAUACAAUCGCCCACCAAGAUAUCCAUUUACUGUUGUUUGUGGUGGCAUUGAUGGAGCUUCUCAUGGAAAUGAUACUCUAAGCAAAAUAUUUGCUGGUGUUGUUGCUUACAGAGGAAACAAGUCAUGCUAUGUUAACGCACCCAAAAAUAAAUCUGAAACAGAUGAAGGGUGGAGAUGGCAGACAUGUAGUGACAUGGUGAUGCCCAUAGGCAUCAGCAACGACAGCAUGUUUCCAGCUAACCAAUUCGAUCUAAAAGAGUACGUCGAAUUGUGCAAGGCACAGUAUGGCGUCCCUCCUCGGCCUCAUUGGGCCACUACUUACUUUGGAGGCCAUAAGGGAGAGGAUCUCCUUACCGUUUCUUCUGCACACCUGAAUAUCCCACGGCUGAGUCCAAAUGGAGGCAAAUUUUUACGCGGAAAUUAUUUUGCACACGACCAGCAGAAAACUAUGUCUGCUGCUGAUCCAAUUAAUGAUUUUGAAACAUUUUAUUAUAACCAAACGCUUGACCAUUUCAACUUCAGGCCUGAUAGCUUUAAUACUUUUCAACAAAGAUAUCUGAUCAAUUUCAAGCAUUGGGGUGGCUCCAAUGUUAGUGCACCAAUAUUUGCUUACCUUGGCGAAGAAGAAGCAAUUGAUGAUGAUCUCUCUAUUAUUGGCUUUCUCAGUGAGAACGCCCAUCAGUUCCAAGCCCUCCAGAUAUUUAUAGAGCACCGGUACUAUGGGAAAUCAGUCCCAUUCGGAUCAAGGGAAGGGGCAUUUCAAAAUGCAGACACUCUUGGGUACUUCAACUCAGCCCAAGCACUAGCAGAUUAUGCAGAGGUCCUCAUCCACGUAAAGAAGAAACUCCAUGCUCAGCAUUCUCCGGUGAUUGUUAUCGGGGCAUCGUACGGCGGAACUCAAUACAAUAGUCCACCAACAUAUCCAGUCACUGCUGUAUGUGGGGGCAUUGAUGGAGCUUCUGGAAAUGAUACUCUUACUAAAAUAUUUGCCGGCGUUGUUGCAUUUAGUGGAAACACGUCAUGCUAUGUUAAUCAACCCAGAAAUUUAACUGAAACAGAUAUGGGCUGGAGUUGGCAGACAUGUAGUGACAUGGUGAUUCCGAUGGCCUCCGUCAGCAACGACAGCAUGUUUCCGGCUUACCAAUUCGAUCUAAAAGAGUACAUCGAAUCGUGCAAGGCACAGUAUGGCGUCCCUCCUCGGCCUCAUUGGGCCACUACUUACUUUGGAGGCCAUGAUAUAAAACUAGCACUUGAAAGGUUCGCUAGCAACAUUAUUUUCUCCAAUGGGCUAAGAGAUCCUUACAGUAGUGGCGGAGUGUUGGAGGACAUAUCAGACACCGUCGUUGCCGUCCAUGCAAAGAAUGGGUCUCAUUGCUUGGAUCUCCUUAAUGCAGACAACAUUACUGAUCCAGACUGGUUAGUAAAUCAGCGGAAAAUUGAGGUGAAGAUCAUUAAACGUUGGAUAGCCAAGUACUAUGCCGACCUUCAGGCAUUUAAAAAAUAG
This is a messenger RNA of Prunus armeniaca (apricot), 1578 nucleotides long. The record is from the annotation of a GenBank genome assembly. Lineage: Eukaryota; Viridiplantae; Streptophyta; Magnoliopsida; Rosales; Rosaceae.